Molecule: messenger RNA, 1950 nt
Organism: Enterobius vermicularis (human pinworm)
Lineage: Eukaryota; Metazoa; Nematoda; Chromadorea; Rhabditida; Oxyuridae
Source: the annotation of a GenBank genome assembly
GCAGUUGGGUCAGAAACUAAUCAGCCAAAAAUGUUUUAUACCCCACAUUUGUCGCGGGAAGAAGUGCAACAGGGAAUUGCGGACAAAACACUUUUUGAAAGUACGUUGAGGAUAAAUCAGAGAAGAUAUGAAGAGGGAUUUGUGGAUAACCCUGAAGGCGAGGAAGAAGCUGACAUAUUGAUUUACGGUCUACAUGAUAGGAAUCGAGCUCUUCAAGGAGACGUAGUCAUCUUCAGGAUAAAGGAACGGUGCGACUGGGCUGUAGUAGAAGAUCAUAACUUGCCUGAUUCUUUGCUUCAAAAAACUGCCGAGGUCGUUGGUAUAAAAGAAAAAAAGCACAGUCGCAUAGCUGCUGGUACGAUAAAACCACUAGGCGAUGGGAGCAGGAAAUGGGUUUUAUUUUCCCCUUCCGAUUCCCGAGUGCCGAGAAUGAUGGUUGCAGCUGAUCAAGCUCCUAAAGGUUUUUUCAACCGUCCACAGGACUUUAGCAAGUUUUUAUACGUGGCGCACAUGUUGGAGUGGCCGUGUACUUCCCUCUUCGCUCCAGGUUUGGUUAUUUAUGGUCAUUAUUCCCACUUUUUGCAGGAGGAUUUAAAGUGCCGGCGAGAUUUUCGGAGAGAGGUGGUCUUCACUAUAGAUCCUUUGACUGCGCGUGAUCUUGAUGAUGCUCUUCACAUUAGGGCUAUUGAAGACUGUGAUGGAGCAGGAAGGCCGGGUUGGGAGGUUGGAGUUCAUAUUGCUGAUGUUAGUCAUUUCGUAAAACCAGGCACGGAAGUAGAUAUGUGGGCGUCUCGAAGAGCUACCUCGGUGUAUCUCGUCGACAGAGUGAUUCCCAUGCUCCCGAGAGCUUUGUGUGAAGACCUCUGCUCUUUACUACCAGGCGUCGAACGUUUAACAGUAUCAGUUGUCUGGAAUAUGGACGAUGAAGGAAAUAUUUAUGACGAGUGGUUUGGGAAGUCUGUAAUUCGAUCUUGCUGCAAACUUGCAUAUGAACACGUCCAGGUUAGGAUUCUAGCGAUUUUUCUUGGUAAUCGCCGUUCUAAGCAAGGUUCUUUACGUAUCGAGCAGCCGAAACUGUGCUUUGACUUGACAGACAAGGGUACUCCUCGCGGCGUGUCUAUUUAUGAACGAAAACAAGCUCACUCUCUAGUUGAAGAAUUUAUGCUAUUAGCAAAUGCGGCAGUUGCUCGCAAAAUUGAAGGGUAUUUUCCCGAUAGAGCUCUUUUAAGGCGACAUCCCCCACCUAGAGCUUAUGUGUUUCGAAAUGUUUUGGAAAAGUGCAAAUUAAUGGGAUUUAAUGUGGACGGCUCUUCUAGUAGUUCAUUAGCAUCCAGCUUAAGAGAAUAUUCUACCCGAGACAAGUAUAACCAUCAAAUGAUUCAGGUACUAUCAAAUUUGCUUCUUAAAUCUAUGAGACUCGCUGAAUACUUCUGUACAGGUACAGUGAUGGAUAAGAGUAAAUACGCCCAUUAUGCUCUUGCUGCCCCGUACUACACUCAUUUUACCUCUCCUAUUAGACGGUACCCAGAUAUUAUGGUGCACCGUUUUCUUUCUGCCGCUCUCGGUUCUGAACCCGAUCCUCCCUGGAACAUUAAAGAAAUCAGUGAUAUCGCAUCAUAUUGCAAUACUAAGAAGUUAGCUGCAAAGACUGUAUCAGAAAUUCAUGCAGAAAUGUAUUUCGGCCUUUACGUGAAGGCUUGUGGACCUCUAGUGGAGAAAGCUGUUGUCUUACAAGUCCUCGAUGCAGCCUUCGAUGUUCUUAUUAUCAGAUAUGGUUUAUUUAAACGGGUUUAUGUCAAUGUGAGUGAUAAUAAUAUAAAAAUUAUAGAUAAGAGGGAUGUAUAUUUUAGAUCGUUUCAAAUUUAUUUUUUAUUUAUUUUUUUGAGUAUUUUAACACUUUUUCGGAAUGGUUGGGGAACGAUGAGUAGGUGCCGUGAUUUAUCAGUGUAG